CGCAGCACAAAUAGCACAGGAGGAGAUGGAGGAGCAAAGGAAGAGUUUAGAAAUUGAUUCUCCACAAGCGGAACAAAGAGGAAAAAAUGGCCAGAGACCUCAGCACUGCAGUGGGCCUGACAAAGCUCACCCACCAGCCGCAAAGGGAAACAGAGUGCAUCGUUGUGUCGUGUGUGGAAAGGCUUUCGCCAAGAUGGACCACCUCAGACGACACCAACGCAUCCACAGUGGGGACAGACCCUUCAUCUGUGAGCAGUGUGGAAAGGGUUUUACUCAGUCGAGUGAUUUAAAAAAGCACCAGCUCAUCCACAGUGGGGUUAAACCAUUCAGCUGUGAGCAGUGUGGGAGGUGUUUUAUUCGGAAGAGUGAUUUAAAACAGCAUCACUUCGUCCACAGUGGGGUUAAGCCAUUCAGCUGUGACCACUGUGGAAGGGGUUUUACCUGCGUUAGUAAGUUACAGAGACACCAGCUCAUCCACAGUGGGGUUAAACCAUUCUGCUGUGGUCAGUGUGGAAGGAGUUUUAAUGAGAUGAGUGAUUUAAACAGUCAUCAGCUCACUCACAGUGGAGUUAAACCAUACAUCUGUGAUCAGUGUGGAAAGGCGUUCACUUGCAUUAGUAAAUUAAAACGACACCAGGUCACCCACAGUGGAAUUAAAGCAUUUGUCUGCGGCGAGUGUGGAAAGGCUUUUACAGAGAAGGGUGAUUUGAAAAGACACCAGUUUGUCCACAGUGGGGUUAAACCAUUCACCUGUGAGCAGUGUGGAAAGUCUUUUACUUGCCCGAGUAAAUUAAAAACACAUAAGCUCAUCCACAGUGGAAUUACAGCAUUCACCUGUGAGCAGUGUGGAAAGGGUUUUGCUUUCAGUGGGAUCUUAAAGAAACACCAGCUGAUCCACAGUGGGGUUAAACCAUUCAAGUGUGAUCAGUGUGGAAAGUGUUUCACUCGCAGGGGUGAUUUAAAAACACACCAGUUCACCCACAGUGACAUUAAGCCUUUCAGCUGUGAGGAGUGUGGAAAAGGUUUUGUUAGCCACAGGAGCUUAAAAAGACAUCAGCUCAUCCACAGUGGGGUUAAAGCAUUCAUCUGUGGGGAGUGUGGAAAGGCCUUUACUGAGAUGGGUGAAUUGAAAAGACACCAGUUUACCCACAGUGGGGUUAAACCAUUCAGCUGCGAUCAGUGUGGAAAGUGUUUUAGUCAGAAAGGUGAUUUAAAAAAUCACCAGCUCCUCCACAGUGGAAUUAAACCAUUCAGCUGUGGUCAGUGUGGAAAGGCCUUUACGCUGAUUACUAACCUACGGAGACAUCAGCUCACCCACAGUGGGGUUAAACAGUUCAGCUGUGGUCAGUGUGGAAAGGCCUUUAAUCAUAAAAGAUACUUAAUAAACCAUCUGCAAACCCACUCUGGACAUAAGCAGUAAAUGUGUGACGUCUGUGGAGAAGCAGCCUAAAACCAAAGCAUGGACACUCCGCAGUGGCAUCCAUCGUCUGCCUUUUAUCCAAAUUAUUGGAGUUCUGAAGUAACACUGUAACCAGAGAGACCCUCAAAUCCCUCUCUAUGGUAAUAACAUCAUCGUAUCAUUUUAAAAUCUUUUGAUUCAUAAAAUGUUAUUAAAGAAUGAACAGUGGGGUACUGGGAUCGCCACUCCUUGCUUUGUACACUAUUCUUACUGCUUUCUUUUAAACAUACUGAGUUUGUCAUUGUUUUAUGUUAAUCCCCCCCUGUUGACCCAGUAGAGCAAGUAUGGAGCUACAUACAAUACAGUAGAGUUUUUAAAGACAAUCCAUAUUUACAAGUCCUCUUUGUGUAAUAAAGUUUUUUUCUUAGAAAAAAAACUGUUAAGAUGUGUUUCAUGGGGUGGGGGUGGGGGGCAACUUCAUUUACAAUCUAACAAUACACCUAUGAACUUUAGUUUUGGAUCCAUCAUCAGUUUCAACAUUGUUUAUGCUGAAUUUACUAUUAUGAUUUAUUGGUUGAUUUCCAAAUGGAUAGUGGAUGUUCUUAAAUUUUAUAAUAACCCAUUUAUAAGAAACAGUUUUUAUACCUUUACAGUACCCAGGAGCUGAUCCAGGAUUUCCUCACUGACAAACACAGUGGUAUUUAAAUCAAUACAUUCUAUUUAGUUUAAAUACAGUAUAAAAAGUAAAGGACUAAGUACUGAACCUUGUGGUGGGUUAUAAGAAGGAAGGAGGCCAAGGACUAGUGAGUGUCAGAGCCACUAACCAGGACGAAACAACAAAUAUCCAAUGUGUACCUCGAGAAGAUAGCCACAACUAAUCACGUUAAGGAGCAGAUUUACAGAUUCCCAUAGGUUCACACAGAACCAGUGUGGAGCACGCUCACUUCUUCUGAAGUGUUGCUGUAACGCACACUUAUACACCUCCUACUGUCAUCAGUCAUCAGCCCAACUUUUUCUCGUCGAUCAGUCGUGUAGUUUUAACAAACUUCACAGGACAAAAGAUGGAAAUGUUUAACCCAGAAAAGCCUGAUGUAACACUAGCCCUACAUUUUAUUAUUGUGUAGUAAACAGAGGCUCCCUCCAUCAGGAGCAAAUGACUCCC
Messenger RNA from Pundamilia nyererei, 2561 nucleotides. Its product is annotated as gastrula zinc finger protein XlCGF26.1-like. Gene Ontology annotation, molecular function: DNA-binding transcription factor activity, RNA polymerase II-specific. The transcript has 3 exons. Gene Ontology annotation, cellular component: nucleus. The record is from RefSeq and is a predicted model, not a curated record. Gene Ontology annotation, biological process: regulation of transcription by RNA polymerase II. The coding region runs from base 26 to 1420 and encodes 464 amino acids. NCBI's taxonomy places the organism in Eukaryota, Metazoa, Chordata, Actinopteri, Cichliformes, Cichlidae.